Carassius auratus (goldfish) is the source of this 369-nucleotide messenger RNA. Its product is annotated as electrogenic sodium bicarbonate cotransporter 4-like. Gene Ontology annotation, biological process: regulation of intracellular pH; bicarbonate transport; monoatomic anion transport. The transcript is spliced from 3 exons. NCBI's taxonomy places the organism in Eukaryota, Metazoa, Chordata, Actinopteri, Cypriniformes, Cyprinidae. The record is from RefSeq and is a predicted model, not a curated record. Gene Ontology annotation, cellular component: plasma membrane. Bases 53 to 307 code for a protein of 84 amino acids. Gene Ontology annotation, molecular function: solute:inorganic anion antiporter activity; sodium:bicarbonate symporter activity.
UGAGCAGAAAGGUUGUGGUUAUCAUCUGAACCUGUUCUGGGUGGGCAUCCUCAUGGCCGUCUGCUCCUUCAUGGGUUUGCCGUGGUAUGUAGCAGCCACAGUUAUUUCCAUCGCCCACAUCGACUCUCUGAAGAUGGAGAGCGAGUCCAGCGCUCCAGGCGAGGGUGUGCGGGAACAGAGACUCACAGGCAUACUGGUGUUCGUCCUCACUGGAGUCUCUGUCUUCCUCGCACCAAUACUGCAGUACAUCCCUUGUAUGGUGUGUUCCUGUAUAUGGGCGUCGCUUCUCUCCAUGGCAUUCAGGUAAAUCUGUAGUUCAGAUUUAGAUUUAGAUUCAGAUUUUCCAAAAAUGCUGAAAAUUACUCACCC